CUCCAUCACCAUUGUCUAUCGCGUCAACGGAUACGAAGCAGGCGUCAUGUCUGACGUAGAGAUUACAGCCGAGGAACUGCCUGUUGAAAUUACAGCAGAAGACGAACCAGAACAAGUACCCGAACCAGCGCCAGCAUCAGAAAAUGGAGAAAAUGACAAAUCUGAUAAGCCGAAAAGCAAGCGUGAAAAGAAACAUUCACGAUCAAGAUCACCUAGGAGGUCAAGGUCACGAUCUAGAUCUCGAUCCAGAUCAAGAUCCAGAUCGCCAAGGCAUGACAGAUCACGAAAACGAUUUGUGAACGUAAAUUCUACAAGGGUGGUGGUCAAGAACAUGCCAUAUGAACUGAAAUGGCAGGAUAUCAAAGAUUUGUUCCGUAAAGAAGUGGGAGAUGUUGCAUAUGUUGAGAUGAUAGAAGGGAAUGAUGGAAAACCUAGAGGAAUGGCCGUCAUCGAAUUCAAAGACAGAGAUGCAGCAAGGAAGGCUAUUGAAACUAUGCACCAGUAUAAAGUCCAUGACAGAUACCUUGUUGUGCAUGAGGAACGUGAUAAGGACAGGAGAAUGUUCCAGCAGAUAGGUCAUAGGCCUGGUGGAGGAGGAGGAGGAGGAGGUGGUGGUGGUGGUAGUAGUGGCAUGGACAUGAGAGGAGGUAUCAGUCCAGAAAUCCUAGCACAGCUAGGUAUUGAAGGACCAAUUUCAACCACAGUCUUUGUUGCUAAUCUGGAUUACAAGGUCACCUGGCACAAGCUGAAAGAGGUCUUCAGACUGGCUGGGAAUGUUUUGAAAGCUGAAAUCAAAGAAGACAAGAAUGGCAAGUCUCGCGGCAUGGGUAUUGUGCAGUUUGAGCAUCCUAUGGAGGCUGUCCAAGCAGUUUCAAUGUUUAAUGGACAAACUCUGUUUGACCGAAAAAUGAUUGUGCGCAUGGACAAGGUUCCAGAAGAAGCACCACCGGCACCAAAAUUACCAAGUGGUCUCAAAUCCAUUGGUAUGGGUCUUGGCGUUGGAGGGGCUCCUCUGUUAAAUCUUGGACAGCUAAACAGUGUUGGUGGUGGAUUAGGUUUAGGUGGAGGACUUGGUUCUGGUGGAAUAGGUGGUGGACUUGGAGGGUUAGGCAUGGAUGUUGGCUUGGGAGGUAGUGGGGCACUAGGUGGAGGAGCAGGGCUUGGAGGUCUGUCAGGGCUAGGUUCAGCAGCAGGUCUUGGUACUGGCCUAGGUGGGGGCCUAGGAGGGACUAGUCUUGCAGGCCUUAACAGUCUUGGGUUGGGAUCUGGGCUAGGUGGGUUUGGUGGAGGGGGCCUAGGGGGUGUUACAAAGUUGCCAGCAGGACUAGGGGGUCUGGGUGAUGGCCUGGGACUAGGUUUAUCAGGAUUGGGAUCAAAUAAUGCCAUGAUGAUGGGAUCUGGAGGAGGUGGCGGUGCAGGCUAUGGCUCUGGUGGAGGAGGUGGUCGGGAGGAGCGUGGAGGCCGUGUCACACGACCAGAUAACUGCACUGUGCUGGUGAAAAACCUUCCAUAUAGUGUUACAUGGCAAGACCUGCGAGAACGCUUUCAGGAGAUAGGUGAGGUUAAGUUUGCUGAAAUCAAAAUGGAGAAAGGAAGAUCCUCAGGUCAGGGCUUAGUGCGCUUCUCAAAUGAAGAUGAUGCUAUGCGAGCUAUCUCUAAUUUGGACCAGACUAGAUUUGAGGGACGCACAAUUGAAGUGCGCAUGUACCGUGGCUGAUGAAGGAGACACUUUGCCUUUGGUGUACGUAUGUCCAUGGAUAUUUGACUGACAGUCAUAGACUUGGUUUCCAGUAAACAGCAUCUCAGAUUCUCCAAAAGUUCAUGUUGUUAAGUUGUCAGUCUGUUGUGGACCGCUUGACUUUUUGCCACGUUGUGGGCUGCCAAGGAUAGCUCUGCUCUGCAACCAGCCACGACAAGUUUGGAGGUCACUUUUUCCAAGGUCUUCAGAGUGGAAGAGUUUUACACCAUCAUGCAAUCUGUCACGUUUUGGAGAAAGCUGUUUUACUUCUGUGGAGGAUUUUGACAAUUUCUGUACAUCUUGUGAGAAUUCACCAUUGUUCAGUACCACCCAGUUUCCUAUAUUUUGUUAUUUUUCCGUUUGCUGUAAUCAUUCAUCAUUUGUUUGGAUUGACUGCUUAGAAUCAUUUUAUUGUCAUCAUUAAAUCAGACAUUCUGGGAAGAUUUCCUGCAUUCAUCAAUAAAUGGUCUUUUGAUUUUAUCUUCGUUUCUUCAUGCAGUGUUAUUUUGUUGGGGCUCUGAGAGUGUAUUGUGUAAGGCAUAGACACUUGAGUUUCAUUGCAGAGAUUUCUGAUAUCUUUGAACAGAUAGCAAAAGAAAAGGGUUUUAAGAUGGUCUUCAGUAGGCAGUCCACACUUCAGAUGUCAUUUACAGGUAUUUGGUACUUUUGACAUACUGACCACAGUGGGAUAUAUUCACAGCACAUAUUAGUUUCAGAGUUUUCUUGCCAACAUCUUGUUGGCUUUGAUUUGGACUGGAGUAGUUGUUGAUUCAGGAUGAAAGCUGGCCUGUAGAGACCCUGUUGCCAUGUCUGCAGAAAGGAAGGUAAAAUAACUUUUGCACAAUAAAGAAAAUUGUGCCUUUGAUGAGAUGUUUUGUGUUUACAAGUGAUUUCACAGGAGUUUGUCACAGUGAUAUGUAAAAUUCGCACCUAGUCUUUUAAGUAAUAUCAGCAUGCAUGUUUUCAUAAAAUAACUUAGAGCUAGACUUUGAAAAAAAUGUGCUGAUUAACAUUGGAUGGUGGUGGUAGCUUUAUUUAUGUCUGUGUUUGGCAUGGAAACGGAAUCCUCCAAUAUUUUAUAAAUGUCUUGUGUGUAUAAAAGUUGUUUUUUUGAUAAUUGCCUUCUCAACAUAAAAGAAGGUAACAUAUUAUUCAUCUAGUAUUCUUAAGAUUCUGAAUUAAACUUUGUCACCUUUGGCAUUUAACUAGAAUAUAUUCUAUUCCUUUAACUAAAUGGCAUUUAUUAUAUCCUGGCAUCAUUACAACUCUAGUUGACAGGAGUUCUCUGGUGUGAUGGCUGAAGUUUUUUUUUUCCAGCUUGCAGGAAGACAGAAACGGAAGACAGUGUUAAACUAAUUCAUUAAGUCUAAUUGCUAUUAUGAAAUGAAAAUAAAAAAUAACCAUACCUAACAUCACAUAUCAGCACACAAGCCUCUUCAUCUAUCAGUUUCAAUAAUCUUUUAUCUCUUGAUUGGAUUAUGCAGUGAAGGUCUCUCAGGACUUCUACAGUGUCCUGUCAGGGGUGUUCUUUUUGAGUGUGAAUCAAAUUCUCAUGGUUUACAGAUCGUGGUUUAUAUUGAUCAUGCUGUUUAUUUGUCUAAAUAUGGUUUGAAUGUUUGCUUCUGUAUUGUUUCCCUCAGAGUGCUAUAAAUUGAAACUUUCAGUCUGCAGUGUGGCUUUUGAGAAAACAAAGUCUUGCCUUUCCAUUUGUGCUGGAUUUUUUUCUCCACUACCUAUUUAUUAUUUGUGAUAUAGAAUUUCUACAAAGUCAUGAUUUCCAGUGCAGCUGAUUAAUCCAAGUGAUAUAUAAUUGGUAUGGACAUCUUCGGAUUGUAAGUAUGGUAAUUCUUUUGCUUAGAUUCAUUUUACUUGGUGGUGUUAGGAAGGGUUACUUCUACAUGGGGAUUUUCUAGUGUGCCGCUUCAAAUGUUGGUUUCUGGCAGCUUAAUGUUUAGAUCAUUGAAUCUGCUGAGUUGGU
This is a messenger RNA of Pomacea canaliculata, 3716 nucleotides long. RefSeq names its product myelin expression factor 2-like. The transcript has 13 exons. Gene Ontology annotation, molecular function: mRNA binding. NCBI's taxonomy places the organism in Eukaryota, Metazoa, Mollusca, Gastropoda, Architaenioglossa, Ampullariidae. The record is from RefSeq and is a predicted model, not a curated record. Gene Ontology annotation, cellular component: nucleus; cytoplasm. Bases 47 to 1717 code for a protein of 556 amino acids.